AGGGAUCUGUAUGAACAUCAUUGUACUUCUCAGACUGGAAAGUUACUUUUCCUUGUUUCCAACAAAUUGUGCCAAAUGUUGGAAGCAAAUACGCCAAUGGUAAUACCGCCUGGAAUGAAUUUGCCUGCUGUCACUUAUCAGUUAUCUUGUCAAGCAGCCACGAUAAGCAGUCCAGACCUCUUGCUGGAUGCUUUGGAGCUUUGUAAAUAUACACAUAUUGCUUUGGAACUUUACAGACAAUGUCAUAUUGAAGAUUAUGGAUUUAUUACCAAAAAUACAAAUUCUGGAGGUGACCGAGAUCAUUACAAAGAGUGG
Molecule: messenger RNA, 315 nt
Organism: Staurois parvus
Lineage: Eukaryota; Metazoa; Chordata; Amphibia; Anura; Ranidae
Source: the annotation of a GenBank genome assembly